AUGUUUAAAGUAUAUCCUUUAGGGUCUGGUUAAGAAGUUGGUCGUAGUUGUAUAAUUUUAACAAUUUAUGAUAAAACGAUCAUGUUGGAUUGUGGUUUACACAUGACACAUUAAGACAAUCGUAGAUUUCCAGAUUUUUAAGUAUGCAAUAAUGAUCUAAUUUAGUUAAUUGAAGAGAAAUUGGGACGUAAAUAUGUAGAUUUGGUUUUAAUUACACACUUUCAUCUUGAUCAUUGUGGUGCAUUACCAUACUUUACAGAAUUAUAUGGUUUAUUAAUAUAUUUAUAUAAGGUAAUGGAUAUAAUGGUCCAAUUGUAAUGUCAAUGCCAACUAAAGCAUUGUUGCCUUAUAUGUUGGAAGAUUAUAGACGGGUAUUAUAUUAUGAAUAUCAUCGUAGAUUUGGACUAUGCCUAAGGAAGAGUAACAACCCUAAUAACAAACUUAAUAGGAUUUUAGUAUUAAUCCAUAAGUUAACACUGAUCCAUUAUUGAUUUAUGAUCAUGAAAAUAUCAAAUCAUGUGUGAGUAAAGUACAAGUGAUUGGACUUUAUGAAACAUAAAAUUUUGAUGGCAUUGAAGUGACUGCCUAUUAUGCUGGUCAUCUAUUAGGUGCAUGUAUGUUUCAUGUGAAAUAUAAAAAUGUCUCAGUAGUCUAUACUGGAGAUUAUAACUCUAUUGCCGAUAGACAUCUUGGUGGUGCUUAUAUUGAUCAAUUAUAACCCGAUUUAGUCAUUUCGGAAAGCACUUAUGCUACAAUCAUUAGAGAUAGUAAAAGAACAAGAGAAAGAAACUUUUUGAUGCAUGUUUAAGAAGUUCUUGAUAGAGGAGGCAAAGUCUUAAUACCAGUAUUUGCUUUAGGAAGAGCUUAAGAAUUGUCUGUCUUAUUAGAAUCUUAUUGGUAAAGAACCAAAUGUAAAGCAGGACUUUAUUAUGCUGCUGGACUUAUUGAAAAAGCUAAUUAAUAUUAUAAAAUAUUCACUGGCUGGGAAUCAGAAAAAAUAUAACAAUCCUUUUUAGAUGACAAUAUUUUCAAUUUUAAAUACAUUCAACCAUUUGAUAGAAAUCUAAUCAAAAGUCCAUUAUCGAUGGUCUUAUUGGCUACUCCAGGAAUGUUGCAUGGAGGUUUAAGCAUGUAAGUGUUUAAGGAAUGGUGUGGAUGUGCUAAUAAUAGUUUAGUUAUUCCUGGAUAUUGUGUACCUGGAACUUUAGGUAAUAAACUUCUAGCUGGAAUUAAACUUGUAAGAAUUGAUAAUAAAGAUUAUGAUAUCAAAAUGCAAAUCAAUAAUAUGUCUUUUAGUGCUCAUGCUGACAGUAGAGGAAUAAUUUAAUUAGUGAAUCAUCUUUAACCUAAAAGUAUCGCUUUUGUUCAUGGAGAAUAUCACAGAAUGAAAACUCUUGGAGCUGAAAUUAUUGAUAAAAUUUAAAUAAGAGUUGAUUGUCCUGCUAAUUUUGAAUUGCUUGAAUAUGAAAAGAUAAUGUCUGUUGAUAGACCUUUGACGAUUAAAGGAGACUUUAAAAAGUUUAUGAAUGGGUACUUAUUAGAACAUAAAGGAUAAAUGGUGUUACUUUCUGAUGAAAAUGAUAUAAUGAAAGAAGUAAAUUAAUUGUUAGGAAUAAUGUAAUCAGAACAAGGAUAUAUGAGACAAUAUAAAAUCACUGGUCAUCUAUUGUGAGU
Molecule: messenger RNA, 1674 nt
Organism: Paramecium sonneborni
Lineage: Eukaryota; Ciliophora; Oligohymenophorea; Peniculida; Parameciidae
Source: the annotation of a GenBank genome assembly